Molecule: messenger RNA, 555 nt
Organism: Helobdella robusta
Lineage: Eukaryota; Metazoa; Annelida; Clitellata; Rhynchobdellida; Glossiphoniidae
Exons: 9
Coding region: 1-555 (184 amino acids)
Biological process (GO): regulation of presynaptic cytosolic calcium ion concentration; regulation of long-term synaptic potentiation
Cellular component (GO): dendrite; synapse; terminal bouton
Molecular function (GO): calcium ion binding
Source: RefSeq, a predicted model, not a curated record
AUGGCUCAUUGUCCGACCGGCUUUCUGACUGGUUGUCUCGGAUCUAGAAAACUGCAUACGAUUGAAUUCAUCUCCAUAUGGACUCAUUACGAUAAAGACGCCAGUGGUUAUUUGGACAGGGGUGAGUUAGAUAUGUUCCUAAUUGACCUUCUAAAAGGCCAAAAAGUGGAAAUAACAGAUGAAGUGAUUCAGCAGGCAAGAGAUGCAGUUCUCAGUGAGGCUGAUCAGAAUCAUGAUGGAAAAAUUGAGUUGGGAGAAUUCGCCAAAUUACUUCCCUUGGAAGAUAAUUUCAUGAAGAGGUUCGCCUGUAGAAAAUCGUUAUCCCAGAAAGAUUUCAAUGACAUUUUCCGCCACUACGAUCCCGAUGGCAAUGGCUACAUAGAAGGCAAAGAGCUAAUGGCCUUAAUUUACGACAUCAUGAACAAAACUAAGCAGAAAGUCACCUUGACAGAGGUCCUCGACUAUAAGAACGCUGUCAUCAGUGUCUUUGACAAAAACACCGACGGGCGUUUAUCGAAGAAAGAAUUAAGUCUGCUUCUGUCAGUCGAAAAGUAA